Messenger RNA from Plasmodium cynomolgi strain B, 1266 nucleotides. RefSeq names its product lipoate-protein ligase. The coding region runs from base 7 to 1266 and encodes 419 amino acids. Gene Ontology annotation, molecular function: lipoate-protein ligase activity; lipoyltransferase activity. The record is from RefSeq and is a predicted model, not a curated record. Gene Ontology annotation, biological process: protein lipoylation. Gene Ontology annotation, cellular component: cytoplasm; mitochondrion. The transcript has a single exon. NCBI's taxonomy places the organism in Eukaryota, Apicomplexa, Aconoidasida, Haemosporida, Plasmodiidae.
CAACGAAUGAAUGUGGCCCUGAAAAGGUGGUACUCAUCAGAAAGGAAGAAGAACGUGAACCCACUAAUCCUCAUUUCGAACAACCAAAAUAUACAUUUUAAUUUAUCCCUAGAAAAUUUCCUACUAAAUAAUUACAGCGAUUUGUUGAAACACUUAAAUGUGAAUACAAUUGAAAAGUAUGAUGACCCUGUUUUGUUUUUAUGGAGAAACAACAGAUCGAUUAUAAUCGGAAAGAAUCAAAACAUUUGGAGUGAAUGCAAUUUAGAAAAUAUAAAAGAAGAUAAUGUCAUUGUGGCUCGUCGAUUCACAGGAGGAGGAGCAGUAUACCAUGAUUUACAAAAUCUUUGUUUCACUUUUUUGAAUAAUACUCUAAAUACAGAUAACAAUUUUUCCAUAAUUUCAAAAACUUUGAAAAAGCACUUUGCCAUUGAUGCACAAAAGCAAGGAAGAAAUGACAUAAUUGUAAAUGAUCGAAAAUGCUCAGGUUCUGCAUUUAAGAAAAUAAAAAAUGUGUUUCUACACCACGGGACUAUAAUGGUGAACCUAGAGAAGGACGUUUUAAAAAGAUAUUUAACUCCGGAUAAGAUCAAAUAUAUAAAACAUGGAGUGUCUAGUGUCAAUGCGCGGACCAUAAACUUGAAGGAGAUAAAUCCGAACAUUACUUGCCAGAAUUUAUGCUGCGCGCUGAUUAAGGAAUUUCAAGCGUUUUACAAAAAUGGGGUGUCCAACGAGGAGGGAGAAGCGAACCACGCUGCUACGCUAAAUGUAGAAGACUACACUGGUGGGGACAAGGGUGCCACUCCAUCCGAACAGUCGCACACGAAUCUCAGCGGGAACCUCAACGAAAGGGAAAAGAACCUAGACAAUUUAAUCGACAACUCGUCACCCAUUUCAAACCAUUUUAAUAUCCAUUACAUAGACACAAAUGAAAGCAUUACGAAAAAUCCAGAAUUUCUAAAAUAUUUUAAUCUGCUCAAGGAUUGGGAUUGGUGCUAUGGGAAAACUCCCAAGUUUCAAAACCGACUAUGUAAACAAUUCAAUUUUGGAAAGUUCGAAGUUUUUUUUAACGUAUCGAAUGGGAUGAUUAAAGAUGGAAAUAUUUUUUCUGACUGCCUUGACGUCAACUUAGUGGAACAGUUAAAAUUUAUUUUUAACAACGAUGUUAAGUAUUCGAAGGACAGCGUUGCUUCUUUUUUACGCGAUUUGCAAGUGGAGAAUAAGGACACCCUGGCGGAAAUUACCGAGUGGAUUUUGCAGGAACUUUGA